AUGAGCCGCAGUCCAGACAGGAUGUCUUCAUACCGCCGGCAGUUCGAGGGGGCCUUUGCCGCACCACCUGCCUACAAGUUGCGGGUGUCCAGUCCCUCUCCCACCCGCAGGGAGUCCCGCCACAGGUCGGCCAGCUACACCCGGAGUGCCGGGUCAAUGGGGCGCAGGGCCAUCUCCAACAAGUCUGCCAUGAGCAGCAGUGUGAGUAUGGGAACUCUGUGCCUCGGGAUGUCCAUGGGGCUCGGGAAACAACUGGACCUGGAUGCUGCUGCGGUAGAGAACCAGGCCUUCAUGGCGACUCGCACCACCGAGAGGCAGGAGAUGGUUGUCCUCAACGACCGCCUAGCAGCGUAUAUUGAAAAGGUGCGAAACCUGGAGUCAGAUAACAAGCUGCUGGAGGCAGAGAUUGAGUCCCUGAAGAGCCGCCAUGAAAGACCAUCAGGCCUAAGGAAGCUGUACGAGACUCAGCUGAAGGAACUCCUCAGGGAUGCAGAGAGAAUGAGAGUCCAGAGGGAUAUGUCUUUGGAAGCCAAGGAGGCGAUGUUGGGCCAGUUCGACAUAUUGAAGGCCAAAUACUACGAGGCUGUUGAUGCCCGUAAAAAGACGGAGCAGGAUAUUGAGAAUCUCCGUCCGGAUGUGGAUAAAGCAACUACAGCACGGAUUAUGUUGGAGAAACAUCUGGAAAACCUUGAGGUCCAGCGGGCCUUCCUGGAGAGAGUUCAUAAGGAGGAAAUUGAUGAGCUGAUGCAGCUGUUCUGUGUAGAAACCUCCAAGGUGGAAGUGUCCUUCGGCCUCCCCGACCUCUCCUCUGCUCUCAGACAGAUUCAGUCUCAGUAUGAAAGUAUUGCCGCCAAAAACCUAGAGGAAAUGGACUCUUGGUACAGGUCAAAGUUUGAGGACCUGAACGGCGCCUCAUCCAAACACGCCCAUGAGACUCGAAGUCUAAGAGAGGAAAUCGCAGGCUACAAGAAGGAUGUUCUCAACAAGGAACGUGAAUUGAAGACAUUGGCGGCGAAGAAUGAGUAUUUGGAGGCUCAGAUUCGUGAUUCAGCAUUACAAUACAAGAAGGAGGUGGAGGACUUGGAGGAGCGCAUUGAGGCGAUUAAGCUGGAAUUGAGAGUAACUAAAGAGAAGAUUGCUAUGCUGCUGCGGGAAUACCAGGACCUGCUGAACAUGAAGAUGGCUCUGGAGGUUGAGAUUACCACCUACAGGACUCUGAUUGAGGGUGAAGACAGCCGUCUGAGCACCAUGGUCCCAAAGCUGUCUCUAACUGGAUGCCAUCAUCUCACCUGUGGUGUUAGCAUGAAUGCUACUUCAGCUUCAGUCUCUGAUAGCUCUGCUGCCACUUCAAAGCUAGAUGGAAACCCAGAUGGCAUGAGCAGUACUGGGGGUGAGAAAGCUCCUGGUGCCGGCCGGGGGGAGACGGCCUCAUCUGACGCCCUGACAAAAGGGACUGAAGGGGAGCAGGCGACUGAGACCACUGAGAGGAAGACUCUCCUCAUCAGAUCAGUUAAGACAGAUGGGGACACUUAUGAGAGCGACACCCAGGAGCGCACCUUCAUCAUUUCUGGAGCAGCGGACGAGACAGAAGAAUAAAGAAAACUUUAAUUAACACCAAAUCUUACUAACAACCUCUGCUAACUAUAUCCUGUUCGCCAUGUUGUUAUUCAGGCCUUUUCAAUGCUUGAGAGAUCCUAGAAUUCAUGAUUGAACUAAAGAGAAAACAAAUAUCUUACGAAAGCUGCACAGGCCUAUUUGAAGAUUGUGUUUGUCCUACAUGGAGCCUUUACAUGGGAAGGCUCCACUGAGUUCUGUCACUCUGCUCUGCCUGCUCAUAACUGCCUUUUAAUGCUCUUUUUAAUCCUGCUGCGUG
Molecule: messenger RNA, 1873 nt
Organism: Trematomus bernacchii (emerald rockcod)
Lineage: Eukaryota; Metazoa; Chordata; Actinopteri; Perciformes; Nototheniidae
Gene: ngs
Product: notochord granular surface
Exons: 11
Coding region: 1-1596 (531 amino acids)
Biological process (GO): skeletal muscle organ development
Cellular component (GO): Z disc; intermediate filament; cell-cell junction
Source: RefSeq, a predicted model, not a curated record